Messenger RNA from Drosophila obscura, 1218 nucleotides. Its product is annotated as MYG1 exonuclease. The transcript has 2 exons. Gene Ontology annotation, cellular component: cytoplasm; nucleus. Bases 123 to 1157 code for a protein of 344 amino acids. The record is from RefSeq and is a predicted model, not a curated record. NCBI's taxonomy places the organism in Eukaryota, Metazoa, Arthropoda, Insecta, Diptera, Drosophilidae.
GUCACACUGAUGGCCAGAUUUUUACCGCGUUUUCGGCUAAUUUUUCGUGCGUUUCAAUUAAACUUGAUUUUGAGUGAAUUAAACCCACUAAAUAGUUACUUUGCGCAGGACAAAUAACCAGAAUGGAUGAUGCUUCUCCUCCGAAACGCCCAUCUCCCGUUUGGAUUGGAACACACAGCGGCACCUUCCACUGUGAUGAAGUUGUAGCGUGCUUUAUGCUGAAGCAAUUGCCUGAAUACGAGAAUGCGGAGAUCUUUCGCAGUCGUGACGAGAAGGCAUUGAGGGAAAAGUGUGACAUCAUAGUGGAUGUGGGCAGCGUGUACGAUCAUGCCAAGAAAUGGUACGAUCAUCACCAGGAGACAUUCAAAGAGACAUUCAACAUGCUGCGCCCAGAGGUCUCCAAGGACUUCAACAUUCGGCUAAGCAGCGCUGGCCUGGUCUAUAGCCACUACGGCGAGCGGGUCAUCGAGAGUGUCCUGAAACGUGAGCGUAAUGUCCAGCUGUCGCCAGAGAAUCUGCAACUGGCCUUUGUGCAGAUCUAUAGGAAUUUCAUCAUCGAACUGGACGCCAUUGAUAAUGGCGUGAAUAUGUUUGAUGGCGGCGAGCCACGCUAUAGGAUAAGCAGUCAUCUGUCGGCACGUGUGGGCCGGCUGAAUCCCUCAUGGCAGGACACGGGAGUCGAUAUCGAACAGCGUUUUAAGCAGGCUAUGGAUCUAGCUGGCAAAGAGUUUGUGGAGAACGUUUUGGAGGUGGCCUGCUCUUGGAUUGCGGCCAGGGACCAUGUGCGCGAUGCUCUGAAAGAGGCAAAGAGUAUCUACCCUACCGGAGAGAUUCUCUUAUUGGACACUUUCUGCCCCUGGAAGGCUCAUUUAAUCGAUCUGGAAAAGGAGUACCAUGUGGAAGGCGUGCCAAAGUUGAUUAUUUUCUCUGACGGUACCGGCUGGCGAGUGGCUGGAGUGCCACUGAGUCCCGGUAGCUUUUUGGGAAGCAAGUUUCUUCCCACCCCCUGGAGAGGCAAGCGCGAUGAAGAGCUCAGCGAAUUGGCAGGGAUCAAAGAUCUCAUAUUUGUCCACCACAGCGGAUUCAUUGGUGGGGCCAAGACAAAGGAGGCGGCCAUGGCCCUGGCCAAGAAGUCUCUCGAGUGGAAAGAUAAAUGAUAAAUACUAUUAAAAAGCAUAUUUUGUGUACCUAAACAAAUUUUAUUUGUAUAAAAUGUAU